AUGGGUAUACUCAAACGCAUUGAGACACUCACAGACGUUAAAGAUCGGCCCCCGGAUCUAACAUCUCAUGAUUCCUCUGGAGGCUCUCCCGGCAAAGAGCUUGCCUUGAGGGAAAAGUACAAGGCUCUAAUUCGACAAUUACCUGCCCGGAAUUACAUCGAAAAACUCGUCGAGAUGUACAUGCGCGGCUUCAACUGGCAGUACUAUCCAAUCGACCCUGACAUCUUUUAUGCGCAGCUCGACGAGUGGAAUUCGUUGCCGUUCUCAGUAUUCUCAGAUGUCGGCCCUCGCGGCUUGAACCCUGAACUGCGAGCCUUUCCAGCAGUCGUAUUUCAAAUCAUAGCAACGGCCCUUCUCCUAUUACCCGAGAAGCCAGAUUCCACAUUUGACUCGCUCAAAUUUGCUGGGGGUAUGCGAUUCGAAGAUUUAGCUGUCGAGUAUAGCGAGUCAGGGCAAGCAGUACUUGACCUUUUGGGGAAGAAGAACUUGUCUCUGUUGACAGUGCAAGCACAGUUUCUCAGGGCGUCAUUCCACAAGUUUACGGCAAAGGUUACAGACGCAUGGCACACCAUCGCAAUUGCGAUUCGCGAUGCUCAGGACCUGGGGAUGCAUCGUGACAGCUUGGAUCCCAGACCAAAGGACGCAAGCGUCGAGAGUAUUUUAGAGAAUCAAUGGCUGAUUCAACGGAGGAGAAGGACCUACAUCCUACUCUCCAUCUGGGACCUCAACUGCGCGAUGAUUCUUGGACGUCCAGGAACCGUCGACUGGAAUCAGACUCUCCCUACACCUCCAGUCGACGCGCCUAUACCUCAAGAUCGCACCAAGAUGCCAGUGGUUCCUCGAAGUGAAGAUGAUCAUCCUACACCGAUUACUCGGCUCUUGUGGAACUACGAACUUUGUGGGCCUUUGCGGGCAGUUCAAAACCUUGAAGUCAGUGGUUCAUACCCCAUGGACCCUGCCAAGAUUGACGAGAUUCACCAAUGUAUUUUAAAUCUCGAUAAGAAGAUACCAGCUUCCUUUCGAAUGGAGAACCCCGAUACACGCUGGGACCACUUACCAGAGGCACACUGGUACCCAGCAAAUCGAUUCUACUUUGCGAGUCUUCAUGAGUUCAGUAAGAUGGCUCUUCACAGGCCCUUCAUCUUCAAUCGCCCCGAGAGUCGAGUAGAGGCUAUUCAUGCGAGCCUGAAAACACUCGAGAUUCAGAAAAUGACAUUCGAAGGUUUACCCCCAGACUCGUGGAGGAACUUCAUGUUGUUUUUCGCUAGUUUCGAUGCGAUUGUACUCCUGGCAUCCGUGUAUAUCUUGUUCCCGCGUGAGCAUACGGAGUACACCGACAAGACAAUAGAGCACUUUCAAUGGACGAUCGAACGGUUUUCGGCCAUUCAAGAGCGCAACCCACUGGCCAAGUCGGCUCAGGGCGUGCUAAGAGCUAUUGUUGCUCGAUUCAAGAGAGCAAUGAACAAAGCCCAUGCUGGUUCAUUGCCAUCUCUAGCUCCCAGUUCUUCAGAGGGGUCGAUCAAAGCAAACACAGAUUCGACACCAGGUAGCUCAUCUUUAGGCAGCAGUGAGUUUCCGGAGCUGGACUCGACAUGGAUAAUUCCCUCGGUGGACAACAACCUGAAUGCGAUGGCCCCUUUCUUUCCGACGGGAGAUCUUGUUUACAAUGACCUGACGGCGGGCCCCGGCAUGACUGUGCUUCCUCUACCCAUGGAAGGUGGCCAAGGAGAUAUUGGCAAUUAUUCCAUGUGGCAAUUUGGAGGUGGGUGGGGAGAUGAUACUGUUUGGCAAACGCUGAACCAGUUCCCUGCUGCGACGGAUGGGAGCAUUCCCGACAUCAUCUAG
This is a messenger RNA of Fusarium subglutinans, 1845 nucleotides long. RefSeq names its product oleate activated transcription factor 3. Gene Ontology annotation, cellular component: nucleus. The record is from RefSeq and is a predicted model, not a curated record. Gene Ontology annotation, biological process: DNA-templated transcription. The transcript has 2 exons. Lineage: Eukaryota; Fungi; Ascomycota; Sordariomycetes; Hypocreales; Nectriaceae. Gene Ontology annotation, molecular function: DNA binding; zinc ion binding. Bases 1 to 1845 code for a protein of 614 amino acids.